Talaromyces marneffei is the source of this 1170-nucleotide messenger RNA. RefSeq lists its product as uncharacterized. Lineage: Eukaryota; Fungi; Ascomycota; Eurotiomycetes; Eurotiales; Trichocomaceae. Gene Ontology annotation, biological process: regulation of DNA-templated transcription. Gene Ontology annotation, molecular function: DNA-binding transcription factor activity. Bases 1 to 1170 code for a protein of 389 amino acids. The transcript has 2 exons. The record is from RefSeq and is a predicted model, not a curated record.
AUGGCUGGAAAAAAUAAAGGCAGAGAUCUGGUAGUCCCAGAACUUGGCGAAGACGCAGCUCAGCGUAAGCGAGUACUGAAUAUUCUAGCUCAAAGGAGAUACCGACAAAGAAAGAAGGAGCGUCUGAGAUUGUUAGAGUCUCAGUUAAAAGCCGACGGUGAAAAUCCUGCACUAAGUGGUUCCGAGCCAUCAACGUCUCUGACCCAGAGAAAGUCUGACCGGUCCCAAGUGUUGGUUUCCGAUCUUAAUGAGUCUGAUAUUGGUCCAGCUCACGAUGUCACCGCAACGGAAUCUGCUAUAUCUCAGGGACAUAGUAGCAUCGGAGGCGAAGACGCGCAGCCUGUUAUCUCUUCUGAACAAUUCGAUGUCUCUUUUUUGUCACCUUUCCAGCCGUACUCUGAGUCAGUUAACGACCCUUUCGCCUUACCUACAUUUGAUACAUGGUCAGGAGUGGACAUAUUCACUCUCGGGAAUGGGGUAGGUAGUCAUUCUCGCAUGUGUGAUGAUACUACCUUCCCCUGCGACGUGGACAUCUCCAGCGAGCUUCAAACGUCUGAAGCUGCAACGUUCACAUUUCCUGAUGAUCGCCUCUUAGAGGUCCCGUCCCUUGUCCUUCUCAAAGCAGCUCUACAAAUAGCGCAACGAUUAAACAUUGCGGAUCUCAUAUGGGAUCUAGGCGCAAAUAGCCCGUUUUACCAGGGCCACACAUUUCCGGAUUCUGCAACCUCGUCACCUUCAUCGCAUGCUCCCUCACUGCAAACUCCGUCCCUGACAAUAAAUACCGACUCGUCAUCUGCUAUACUUCCAGCCCACCUUCGUCCAACCACUACUCAGAUCCUCAUUCCACAUCACCCCAUUUUAGACCUGCUUCCCUGGCCAAGCACAAGAGACAAAUUAAUUCGAGUAUUCAACCUUCCACCCCACUUACGGCCGAAAAGUGCACAAAGCCCCAUGGGCCUUGUUCAGUUGGUGCAAGAUAUGGAAGAUGAUAGCGGUGAGGGUGUCCGACCGGAUAGCUGCGACCCCUUUGAGACAUGUGGGUGGGAGAUUGGUCAGCUCAUGUUUGAAAAAUGGUGGUGGGCAUUCGAAACGGAAGUAGUAGUCCGAAGUAAUCAAGCUAGGAAGAAGAGAGGCAAGAAGGCUUUGACUAUGCAAGGCUCUGAGCUCUGA